This is a messenger RNA of Larimichthys crocea (large yellow croaker), 8304 nucleotides long. It is a transcript of the gene kctd16b, whose product is annotated as potassium channel tetramerization domain containing 16b. Gene Ontology annotation, molecular function: protein binding. Gene Ontology annotation, cellular component: presynaptic membrane; postsynaptic membrane; signaling receptor complex. Gene Ontology annotation, biological process: protein homooligomerization; regulation of G protein-coupled receptor signaling pathway. The transcript has 2 exons. The record is from RefSeq and is a predicted model, not a curated record. NCBI's taxonomy places the organism in Eukaryota, Metazoa, Chordata, Actinopteri, Sciaenidae. The coding region runs from base 1008 to 2309 and encodes 433 amino acids.
GAGAAUGUGGAAGGGAGGGUGAGGAGAAAGAGGGAGGAGGGGAGGGUGAGAUGCUCGUUUCAGCACCGCGGACAGCUCCCGGUAAAAGCAGCCAGCCAGCAGCGGGUCGCUCCUCUCUCCUCUCUGCUGCUCUGAAAACAAGAGAACAAACUGAUAUUUGAUAUAUAUAUAUAUUUUUUUUACACCUCUGAAAAUGAGUGAAUAAGAUAUGUUUUUUGAGGAGAAGGCUUUAGUUUAGUUCAGUCCCGAGCAGGCGACAUAUUUGUGGUGACAGGCUACAGACAAAAUCGUUUCAGGACUCCCGAGGUUCGUGCGAAUCUCUGCGAAGUUUCUCUGCCUCCUCCUCCUCCUCCUCCUCCUCCUUCUGCUGGUCUGCACGGCCCGGAAAAUCUGCUGGUGUUCAAGGGAAGUUGAAGAGAAAACAAAAGUGACAACACCGCCUCAGCACCUUCAUCUUCUUCUUCUUCUCUUUGGACUUUUUUUUUUCGUGCGUAAAAGGAUUUCUGUUUGUUGGAUAAUACUCCUGGUAGCUAAGAAAGGCAAGCGAGACAAGUUUCUUCUUCGUUCGGUGUUAUAGGCUUCUUCUUUCAACCUCGAACCGCCCCCACCCCACCCACCACCCACCCUGUAACGCUCUUACAUUAGCCACUGAUGCACGCCUUUGAUGCGCCCGGAUACAUUUCUCCUCUCUCGCCGUGCUGAUUCCUUUCUCCUCCAAGUCAUCCAUCUCAGUCUUUUUUUUUUUCUUUUCCAGAUUUAACAUUCAAAGAGGGACGCCCUGCACUGCCAUCUUCCCCUCCCAUGUUCUGCUAAAGACUGGUAGGUGAUAAUGGCAAUGGAUCGAUGAAAAAUGCUUAUUCAGAUUGUUCUGAGAUUAAGUUGGAGGCCCUGCGUUAACGCAGAAUCAGAGAGGACACAGUUUAGUAACUUUUAAAACUGAUUUUUUUUUCCUCCUCCUUUUGAGACUUGCUGUAGACAAUAGGUGUGUAGCCCGUUUGUAGUUCUUCAUGACGGAAACGAUGGCGCUGAGUGGGAACUGUAGGACUAACCCCAAAGAGCAAACAUCCGUCCAGAACAGUUUUCCAGAUGUGGUUGAAUUAAAUGUAGGGGGGCAGGUUUAUUACACGCGUCACUCAACUUUGGUGAGCACCCCGAGUUCAUUACUCGGUAAGCUGUUCGCAUCCAAAAAAGACGCUUCUAAUGACUUGGCGAGAGACCCCAAGGGUCGGUAUUUCAUCGACAGAGAUGGUUUUUUAUUCCGGUAUGUGUUGGACUACCUCCGAGACAAGCAAGUCGUCCUCCCGGACCACUUCCCGGAGAAAGGGAGGCUCAGGAAAGAGGCGGAGUACUUCCUGCUGCCCGACCUAGUGAGGCUCCUGACCCCUGAUGAUCUCAAGCAAAGCCCGGACGACUAUUUCCACAGCGACUAUGAAGACGGAUCCCAGGGCAGCGACCACCGGCAGUGCCCGCCGCCCUCCCUCGUCCCCGCAGACAGAAAGAGCGGCUUCAUCACGGUGGGGUAUAGGGGGUCGUGCACCAUGGGCCGAGAGAGUCAGACCGACGCCAAGUUCAGGAGGGUACCUCGGAUACUGAUAUGUGGACGGGUGGCCCUCGCCAAAGAAGUUUUCGGGGAGACCCUGAACGAGAGCCGAGACCCAGACAGGACCCCGGACCGGUACACCUCCCGGUUUUACCUCAAGUUCAAGCACCUGGAGAGGGCUUUUGACAUGCUGUCGGAGUGUGGUUUCCAAAUGGUGGCCUGCAACUCGUCAGUCACAGCCUCGUUUGUCAACCAGCACACAGAGGACAAGAUCUGGUCCAGCUACACAGAAUACGUCUUUUACCGUGGUCCAUCACGUUGGUCCUCCCCUCCAUGUGACUGCUGCUGCAAAAACCACAAAGGCGAUGGCGAGGGCGAGAGCGGCACCUCCUUCAACGAGCUCUCCACGUCCAGCUCUGAGAGCCAGUCAGAAGCCAGCUCUCCCCAGGGAACUGUCAUCCGUGGCCCGGUCAGCCGCCAGUCACACCCCCAUGCCAACGUCCAAACCCUGGACAGGCCGCCGAAAAAGGGCCCCAUUGCCAUGCUCCAGCAGUCCGAACAUAGGCGGAAGAGUGACUUGCUGCGCACGCUUACGGCAAGCUCCCGUGACACCAGCACCUGCAAGAAGAGGCCGGCGAAAGAGAAGCUGACGGUUGAGGAAGAGCUGGAAAAGUGCAUUCAAGACUUCCGCAAGAUCAAGAUCCCAGAAAGGUUCCCCGAGAGGAAGUACAUGUGGCAGGCAGACCUGUUGAGAAAAUACCGUCUCUGAGCCAGCAGAAAGGACAGAGGGAGCAAACACAUGAGGCCAAGGAUCAGUUUACAUGUUUUUUGAUCAUGACUUUUGCAACAAAAGGGAGAUAACACUAAACUCAUUUGAAUUUAGUUUCUGCAGGAAACUGUGCCAGUAGGAUGAAGGUCUACACAGAAGCUAAGAAGCAUAAAAACCAGACUGUUCUCUUCUUGACAUAUGUAGUACGUAUGUGUGUGUAUGUAGUUUAGGCCUACUGUAUGUACUGUAAGUAUGUGCUGUACCUUGCUGAAUGCUUCGGAGCUUUGAAUAAUUUAUCCCUGAGGACCAAUCCAGGUGGACGAAAGACAUCCUCCAUAAACCAAUCAACCAACCGAAGGCUGGCUAAUGGCUACACUGGGGGGUUACUGAGGGUUACUGGACUGCACACACCGUCAUCUGUCAUCAUUUCACUGUAAAACCACAAAGACAAACACUGAUUUAGUUUAGGUGAAUGUGUGCGUGUGUGUGUGUGUGUGUUCACACCCAGGUGGCCUAGAGGUCACAGAUAAAUCUGCAUCAGGACCCAUUAAUAAUUCAUGCUGUCCCGACAGUGCUCUCACUAUAAAUACACCCAAAGCUCUCUGCUGCCAGGGGGGGCGUAAACAGCUAGGUCGAUUAUUUAACUUUUAGGCAAGAUUUGGGACUUCUGAGGCAGGAGGAGGUACAAUUUCAUCAGCGCCGCAAUUUAUUUUCUUCUUGUAAUAUCAGUUAUAUUGGAAACAUACCUGGAGUAAAUCUAACUGCCCUGCAUUGCACUGAUUUUUGCCGUGUUGGCUGGAUGUGGGGUAAUACCGAGGUUACAAUGUAAAAGGAAUUCAGAGACACACGGCGUAAUGGACAUUUUUGUCAAUUACUUUCCCAAAAUGAACAAAAGCCCACAAUAUGACAGCCGCGGCACAUGCACACAGAAUGGGACAGGAUUGCUACACAGGCUAACCCCGUCAUCACGCAGACGGAUGCUUUCUACCCUGACGGUUGACACAGUAAUCAAUAAUUAUUGAUGAUAGGGUCCAGUGAUAGAGCAGAUAGAUGUGGUUCUUGUUUACAGUUAUAAAUGAAGCCCAUUGGUUACACACAAAGACAAGCCGUUUGUCUAUUUAAUGAAAAUUAACCAUUAUUCAUGCAUUCAUGUAUGUAAUGUGGUAAACACACAGAGAUAGGCAGACAGUUAUUUUAAAAGAGCACAAUUCAAGAAUACAAUAAAAUUUCCAUAGCAGGUUGAUUGAUCUCUAUUUAAGACUCUCGCUGGAUAAAAUGGUCCUGACAGAACGAUUGAUUAUUUCAGGGUGCAAAGUUAAUUAUCAAGCAUGGUAAAAAAAAAAAAAGUAUACAGAUAUUCAGUGAUGCUGUAAAAAUAAAAUGGUGAUAAAAUGUUAAAGAUAAAUGCCAUUCAAAGCAAUCAUUGUUCAUAGUUAAUUGUUUAUUUACACAGGUAGUGUUAUUGACAUCACAAUCUCUGUUUUAGGAGAGGCAUACAUAAAAAGAGAGCAUAUAAAAAGGAUUGAACAUCUUGUACAGCAGAUUAUAAAUCCGUCAAAACAACAAGGAAAGAAAUAGUGAGAUGAAAGGUUAAAAUCUUUCAUCGGUACAAGAAAAUCUGACUUAUAAAAAAAGCAUGCUCUCCAAAGUACUGUAGGAGGAAGCUUCCAAACCUUUAUUAUAUCAAAUGUAUGACACAAAUAUGAUCAGAUUCAGUUUCCAGAAGAGGAAAUAGCUGAAAAGAUUGGUAAAUGACUGCUUAGAGAAGAAACUGCUUUUUCUGAUCACAGCUUCGGGUAAAAAUCAAGGUAUUUCUGAACAGCUUUGAUGAAUGAUAGAGUUUGGGUUAAGAAGUUAUAGAAAUUAUUGAUAAACGUGACUUGUACAGAAGGAUAAUAAACACAGGAGACAGUGGACAGAAAUUUCACAGAGGAACAUGAUUAAAACUUAUCAUUUAUGAAAGUGGGCUUUACAAACAAUCAUAGCUUUUACAAAGCACAAAGUAUACAUUUGAAUUAAAAGCACACACAAACAAUAUUAAAGUAUGCAUAUUAUAAAGUUAUUCAAUGAUCAAUUUAUUUAAAAAUAUUAAUAACAAAGGAAAAUGUUAUUAUUUUUCUAUCUAAAAUUCUAAAUUAAUAGAUCAUAAAAUGCCCUUAUGUUGAAAUGUAUGAAAAAUGUAUUUCCUGAGAGAAGUGAUUCAUGGGUAGUAAGAAAUUUCUAGCUCUAUUCAGUGGUGCCCACGUGUCUGCGGUGGUUUAUUAUAGUACGUAAGUAAUAUGGUUGCAAUAGGUGCUAGAUACAAACCAACCAUUUUCCUCAUGUCAAUACAACGGAUAUGACUUAUUUUUCUACAUUGCUGGGAUAUUACAUUUUCAUUUUAAAGUCAUUUAUCUUAUCAGUUGGAGUUGUUAUGUUAAUCCAGACUACAUAUCAUAUGUAAAUAAACACCAUAAAUCAUACCUAACCAGAAUAAUGUAUUAUACUCUGUAUAUAACAUGCAAAUCCAUGAGGUGUGGCUGCUCCGCUGUUCUUAGUGAUGCAGUAGACUGACGCUAAUGUACUACAGCCAUUCUUGUUUAUCAUUUAGAGUGUUGGGCCAUCAGGGAUGAGUGACAAUAUAAUACACACUUAUAACACAUUUACCACUAUAAUACAUGAUAAGCUAUGUGCUUUUCGAGACAACAGUGUCAUAAAGAGACUGUCAGCACAUUUGUCUGACAGUGCCACAGAGGAAGCCACUAGACGAUGCUGAAGUGCAAUCAAAAGAUCUGAAAAUGUGCAUUUAGAAAAAAACAACAAAAAAACAGAACAAGGAAGGUUUGGUCCAAAACUCAAAAAAUUGUAACCCUGGAGUUGUUUUUUGAGGCCAUACAGUGCAGUCAGAAAGCAUUAGGACAGUGAUGUGUUUCUGUUCUCUGGGCUCUACACUCCAGAACAUUGGCUUUGAAGUGACUAUGAGGUGAAAGUGCUGACUUUCAGCUUCUAACAGACUUUGAGAGUGUUUACAUCCAUACUGGGUUCAGUAUAGAAGCCCUUUCCUCUUAAAUAAUAGGUAAAUGCAGCAGGACAAUGGUUCUAAACAUGCAGGAGUGGUGACACAGCUCAGUUGCCUCAAUGCUGUUGAUUCAGACCGAUUGCAAAAAGAGCCUAAAACCAGCAAGAAGUGACAGCUGCACCAUAGGCCUGACAGAGUGAGCAUUAUGGACUGGAUUUGCAACCAAACAUUGAGUAAGACAACCUAAUUUGGGGGCCACAUUUCUACAUUUCCCAACCUGUUCUCUCACUCAAGUUAAAGCUGAGAGACUCAGAACUUUAACACCGCCUUCUGUUUCAUUUCAAAUCUUAUUUGCUGGAGUGGAGAGAACAGACCCGACUGCAUUUUAUAGAAAUCUUUGUACAGGUAUUCCCUGUUUUGGUUUUUCCACACAUUUACAGUAAUCAGUUCACUAAUCAGUUACAAGAGUUUCUGAUUAAAAGUUACAUGUAUAAAUAAAGGAGGAAAUAUCUGGGUUUUGAGCAUUAGGCCAGACAAUAGUUUGCUUCUGUUUGAUUUUUGCUUUUAAGCUUUCUGAGAACAGCAUGCUGACUUGUGAUAAUAUAUCAAAAUUUUCUCCUUUUACCCAUGAAACGUGUUUUCAGUGGCUGGUGCAAUUUUCACCUGGUCAAAUGGUCUAAACGCAGUGAACACAAACUGGUGCACGCUUUUUUUUCAUUCGGAAGGUGAACGUCUCUGAUUGUCGUAGCUUUUUACAUAUUUGUUUUUGACAUCAGCAGUAGUGUCGCGCUGUUCAUAUUCAGCCCAGUUUAAGCGAGAAAGUCGAUAUUAGGAAACGCGUUUGCUCGACUCUGCCUGCAAUUUCACAAAUGUGUUGGGUUUGUUUACUUCUAAUAAUUCAACAACAAGGUCGACCAGUCACAGAAAUCUGAGAGCAUUUUUCAAACACUGAUUCGUCAUAAGACGUGAUUGGAAAUGCUCUUGAACAGACAUAGAGAGAAUAAAAAAUAAAAAAAAAAGACACCUGGUGGCCUUCUAGAGUAGACUACAGCUGUUUUUGCACAAUGUAUAAAGUUGAACAAAGAAACACAAACAAGAAAGUAUUUGAAAAGAGAUAAAUAUGUUCAUAAUCACUUUACAUGCACAACGCAGCCACGAAUAAUGUGUCUGUCAUCAGAGAGAAAGAUUGUAGAUCUUGCUGACAAGUUUUCACCUUCAGAGCACAUGAUAUUCGGUUCUUUGGGCCUGAAAAGAACAGAUAAUGUAAAUCUUAUUGAUAAAUGACUGAAAUUUUGUUUUAAGUCAAAUGUGAUGUAUGAAAAGGAAAACAGACUGUGAACUGAUAUUGAGUUUGUCAGUUUAUUGUUUUGCGAGUGCUCGACUACAGUGUGUGAUUUUCUUUCCUGAAGUUAUAGUCACGUCCUGCUAGUGGAGCCUGCGUACAUGACCGCAGGCAGUCGUCUUGUUUUCCUCCUGCCUUUGAUGAGCCUGCGAACCACACGAGGAAAGAUCACGUUAUUCUGACACCACCAUGGUAGAUCUGGCACAUACUGUUUCGAAACAAAAAGGACGUCUGUUUUGAUUAUUGUUGUUCUGACACUAAAAAGAAAAAAAAGAAAAAAUGGUUCAGAAACAUUGUGAGCAUGUUGGUAUACAAAACUUAUAACAGAUUUAACUUAGUCUGUUCUUGUGAAAAAAGAUUCUUGUGGAAAAAGAUCUGAUAUUUAACAGAAAAAAAGAAAACUUGCAAAAAAAAAAAAAAAAAAAAAGAUAAGCACAAAUGUGUUGAUAGUGUCUGCUGUUCCUCCACAGGUGUAUAACAUUAUCAGAUAAAAACUCUGCAGAGUGACCGAGCUCCUGCAAAACAGAGUGAUUCUCACCAGAGGCGUAUGGUGAUGGAAAUACUUCUUUCACCAUGAAUCAUUCAGAAAAUAAUAAUUAAUACUAUUUUGCUAAUUAUGGAAUUAUAUAAAAACCUGUCUAUCAAAGUUUUUCUGAUUGAAAUUCUAUGUAGGUUGACUUCUAGAAAUCAAACUGAAUGUUACCAAAACAUCCGUGGUGAGAGUUGCCUUGUAUUCCAGGUGUUAUUACGUCUGCCUUUAGAGACAGUAAAAAUCAUCUGAGAGUCUUUAGAUACAAAGCAUAUAGUAAUUUUGAAAAUGUAUGACGACAACCAAUAAACAAGACAUUCUGUACAGCGACUGAGACUUCUAUUUAUUCCUAGAUCCCAUCAGCCUUUGCUGUGGUGGUUACUAAUCCUCUGGGCUCCACACAUCAUCAGGAAAGACAGUAACAAUAUAAAAAUUGAUUGUUCAUUUAAAAUUCAUGUCUCACAGAUGAGCAGAUGAUCAGCUCCAUCUCAGCGGUAAAACGACAUCAUGCUCAUACCAAUCUCUACAAGCGCAACACUGAUGAUAUGUUGUAUUAGUGUUUAUUUGGGUGGUUGUGUUAUUAGUCACUGGCUGUAGCCUUUGUGGUUAGAUCAUACUGGAAUAAUACAACAUUCCUGCAACUGCAUGUAUUAAGAAGGAGGUUGUGGUAAUCUGCAGGGAUAGUUUUAUUUUUGUUAUGUUUAGGGAGAAAAGUGAAUUGUGGUCUGUGUCCAAAAUUAUUUUCACACCAUUUAUUGUGUAUAGUGUUGUGGUAUAAUACUAUAUUUCUAUACUUUACCCUUACCCUACACUAUAUUUUGUCUAAGUCAAUUUUUUAAUGUCCAAAUUCUGAGUAUCAAAUUGUCAUGUCCCUAGCACGUGCACUACUUUAUGCUCACAAUGUCACAAUGCAAUUUGUCCCAUUUUAUACCUGAUUCUAUGUAUGUGAUGACACAAAAUGACGAGCGUCUAAACACUCAGUUUACUGCUCCCAGUUGUCUUUACUAUAAGAAGUUGUGAAUGAUUGAAGAAGAAAGCGAUUCAGACACAGUCGUGGUGUUUUUCUUUUGUCACAUGUCACAAUAGAACUCGGAUCCAUGAGCAGACUAACUAGAUGACACAUUCA